AUGUCCUCUAUUUCAUCCGCUUUCUUUAUUCAGUUUUCCCCCUUUCCCCCUUGUUGGCUUGCGCGUUGCUGUUUAUUUGUGUGUGUGUUUCUUAGCCGUAUGGCAGAGGGCAGUGACAGCGCACUGCUUGAAGGUGUAUCGUUUCCUGUCGAACCCUUUGCCGAAAAGCACAGGAAAAUUCUGGCCCUUCUUGCCCACGCAGCCACGCAGGCAGUCAACACUCGGUCCAAUGAAGUCGUGUUCGAUGUACUCUGUUCUUCUGAGCCCUCGCUUGCCCGUUUGUAUCCCGAAGUGGCUGUACUGCAGGGCGUACAUCAGAUAAGGCGGGUUCUGAGGAACCUGCAAGAUAGCCAGCCGCACGUGCGGCCCAUGUAUUUGAAGAUGAUUGUUGAUUCGUUGAAGGAUAUGAACGAGAUGCUUCCCGAUCCACUGUUGCUUGUUAUAGCACGUACUGUGGAGAUACUGGAGGGAGAGGGGCGUGGCUUCCGAGAAUUGGAACCGCAUCUACUUGACCUGGUGGAAUACAUUCAAGUAGUUAUACUUCGUGAGACAAAGUUACUGCAAUGUCGUGGGACGCUCAUAACUUUACGGCUGCGGGGCGUCCCACCCUUUGUAGCGUCUGAAACUGAAUCUACCACUUGA
Molecule: messenger RNA, 642 nt
Organism: Trypanosoma brucei brucei TREU927
Lineage: Eukaryota; Euglenozoa; Kinetoplastea; Trypanosomatida; Trypanosomatidae
Exons: 1
Coding region: 1-642 (213 amino acids)
Source: RefSeq, a predicted model, not a curated record